Messenger RNA from Menidia menidia (Atlantic silverside), 5298 nucleotides. Lineage: Eukaryota; Metazoa; Chordata; Actinopteri; Atheriniformes; Atherinopsidae. The record is from the annotation of a GenBank genome assembly.
AUGAUUGCAGCCCAGCUACUAGCUUACUACUUCACUGAGCUCAAGGAUGACCAGGUCAAAAAGUCACUGAUUUUAUUUUCUAACAUCCGUUUUCAGAUCGAUAAGUACCUGUACUCCAUGCGUUUCUCUGAUGAGACGUUAUUGGACAUCACGCAACGGUUUAGACGGGAGCUGACCAAAGGACUGGGUCGGGACUCUAAUGCCACAGCUGCACUGAAGAUGCUUCCAACAUUUGUGCGGUCAAUCCCUGAUGGCUCAGAGAAAGGAGACUUCAUUGCUUUGGAUUUGGGAGGCAGUAACUUCAGGAUCCUUCGUGUCAAAGUGAGCCAUGAGAAGAAACAGACCGUUCAGAUGGAGAGCCAGAUCUAUGACACACCAGAGGACAUUGUUCAUGGCACCGGAACAAGACUGUUUGACCAUGUGGCAGAGUGUCUCGGAGACUUCAUGGAAAAACAGAGCAUCAAAGACAAGAAACUCCCAGUGGGCUUUACCUUCUCCUUCCCCUGCCAGCAGACCAAACUCGACGAGGGCUAUCUAAUAACAUGGACGAAGCGCUUCAAAGCCAGCGGAGUGGAGGGGAUGGAUGUUGUCAAACUGCUCAACAAAGCUAUUAAGAAAAGAGGAGACUACGACGCUGACAUCAUGGCAGUAGUGAAUGAUACUGUGGGAACUAUGAUGACUUGUGGCUUUGAUGACCAACGCUGUGAGGUUGGCAUGAUCAUAGGUACAGGUACUAAUGCGUGCUACAUGGAGGAACUGCGUCACAUUGACCUGGUGGAGGGAGACGAGGGCAGGAUGUGUGUGAACACUGAGUGGGGAGCGUUCGGAGACGAUGGCAGGCUGGAGGACAUCAGGACCGAGUUUGACAGGGAGAUAGACCGAGGCUCUCUCAACCCAGGAAAACAGCUAUUUGAGAAGAUGGUCAGUGGUAUGUACAUGGGUGAGUUGGUCCGUCUCAUCCUGGUGAAGAUGGCCAGGGAAGGCCUUUUGUUUGAGGGAAGGAUCACCCCAGAGUUGCUCACCAAGGGGAAGUUUGAAACCAAGCAUAUCUCAGCCAUAGAGAAGAGUAAGGAGGGCUUAACAAAGGCUAAAGAAAUUUUGAACAGGCUCGGUGUGGAACCCUCAACUGAAGACUGCAUUGCUGUGCAGCAUGUAUGUGCCAUUGUCUCUUUCCGCUCUGCCAACCUGAUAGCUUCCGCUCUGGCAGGCAUCCUGAUGAGGCUAAAGGAGAACAAAGGAGUAGCCCGCCUCAGAACCACUGUGGGCAUUGACGGCUCUCUGUAUAAGAUGCACCCACAAUACGCCCGUCGUCUUCAUAAGACAGUGCGGCGUUUAGUUCCUGACUCUGAUGUCCGAUUCCUCCUCUCAGAGAGUGGGAGUGGAAAGGGCGCUGCCAUGGUGACAGCUGUGGCCUACAGACUAGCAGAGCAAUCACGACUAAUUUCUGAAUUACUGUCCGAGUUCCGCCUGACAACUGAACAGCUGCUAGAGGUAAAGAGCAGGAUGAGGAUAGAGAUCCAAAAUGGCCUUUCAAAGAGCACUCAGGACUCAGCCACUGUCAAAAUGCUGCCAACCUUCGUACGAAGCACACCUGACGGCACAGAAAAUGGUGAUUUCUUGGCUUUGGACUUGGGGGGGACCAAUUUCAGAGUUCUGAUGGUUAAGAUUCGCUCCGGGAAGAGGAGAACAGUGGAGAUGCAUAACAAGAUCUAUGCCAUUCCUCUGGAAGUUAUGCAGGGCACCGGAGAGGAGCUGUUUGAUCACAUCGUGCAUUGUAUCAGUGACUUCCUGGACUACAUGGGGAUGAAGAACGCACGUCUUCCUCUGGGCUUCACCUUCUCCUUCCCGUGCAGGCAGACCAGCCUGGAUGCUGGCAUCUUGGUGACAUGGACUAAGGGCUUCAAGGCGACAGACUGUGAAGGCGAGGACGUGGUGGGACUGCUGAGGGACGCUAUUAAGAGAAGAGAGGAGUUUGACCUGGAUGUAGUGGCGGUAGUCAAUGACACAGUGGGAACCAUGAUGACCUGUGCCUAUGAAGAACCCACCUGUGAGGUUGGACUCAUUGCUGGAACUGGCAGUAACGCAUGCUACAUGGAGGAGAUGAGAAACAUUGAGCUGGUUGAAGGGGACGAGGGUCAGAUGUGUGUUAACAUGGAGUGGGGAGCUUUUGGCGACAAUGGAUGCCUUGAUGACAUUAGGACAGAGUACGACCGCGCUGUGGACGACUUCUCUCUCAAUCCAGGAAAACAGAGAUAUGAGAAAAUGUGCAGUGGCAUGUACUUGGGGGAAAUUGUACGGAACAUCCUCAUUGACAUGACCAAGAAAGGAUUCCUGUUCAGAGGACAAAUAUCUGAAACCCUGAAGACCAGAGGCAUCUUUGAAACAAAGUUCCUCUCACAGAUUGAGAGUGACAGAUUGGCCUUGCUGCAGGUGAGAUCCAUCCUGCAACACUUAGGGCUGGACAGUACCUGUGAUGACAGUAUCAUUGUUAAAGAGGUAUGUGGAGUAGUGUCACACCGUGCAGCUCAGAUGUGUGGAGCAGGAAUGGCUGCUGUGGUCGAUAAGAUAAGGGAGAACCGUGGACUAGAUCAUCUGAACAUCACUGUGGGGGUGGACGGGACACUUUACAAAUUACAUCCACACUUCUCAGGGGUCAUGCACCAGACUGUUAAGGAACUGGCCCCUCAGUGUACUGUGAACUUCCUGCUGUCGGAGGAUGGCAGUGGGAAAGGAGCUGCACUCAUCACAGCUGUGGGCUGCCGGCUCAGGCAGGAAGUGAACAGUAAAUAAGAAAAACCUCCUUUGUCUCACCAGUGUCUCUCCACCUUCCAAAGUCCCCUCCUUCUCUUUCCCAACUUUACCUUUUCUCCUAAACCAAACCAGUCCAGUCAACACAAUACACUCAAUAGCUGCUUUCUGUGUGGCACAAAGAAUGGGAGAUAGCUUUCUCUUUUUUGCUGAGUAACAGAAGGUCAGGUUGUACGUGGAAGUUCGAUUUUUUUUUAGAUGAACUUUUAAACUUUUAACAUCACCCAAGCUCUCAAGGGUUUUAUGACCUUUGAACUCCUGAAAUGAAUGUAACAACUCUUGUGCAGAAAAAGAAAGAAACAAAAGGAAAAGAUAAGGAUUUUUGUCCACUUCUGUGAUGCUCCUCUGGCUCUAUCUGGAGGAUUUCUCUGGUACUACAGUUUGUUGAAAAAUGGUUUCCCAGGUCAUCUGUUGCAAAGAUCUUUAAUCUCCUCUGAGAAAUUCAAAUGACAUAAUCAGAAAUAAAUGCAUAAAUAUAUGAAUGUCUCAAUAUCUAAAUCAAUGUGUCAACUUAGGGAUAAUGUAUAUGUAUUUUAUAAUGAGGAACAGGUUUAGGAUAAGAUGUAGAUAUAAUAAAUAUAUAACUAUUAUAUAUUAUUAUAUCUACAUCUUUUGAAAUGAUCUAGUAUUAUAUAGCUUUAAUAAUGAUUAAUUAAGGACAGAAGCAUGUCAAAAUUAAUAUUUUGGAGGAAACUUAAAAUUAAAAUUUGAAAUAAAUAAACCCAAAAAAUAUUAUGCAAUUUAAAAAAGAAUGAAUAGAAAAUUGAUUGUUACUUGGUACUAAAUUUUUUGCCAUAUUGAUCUGUUCUUUCAGUCAUUUAAAUGCUUUUGUAUUUAUUUCUGACCGUUUCAGUCCCCAAUAGCUCUCUGCAACAUGGCUGGGACAUAAAAGCACUGCUAUAGACCAAAACAUGUCUGCUGUACACUUCACACUGUACAGAAACUUUAAAGGGAUAUACGACAGUGUACAAAUGUGUAAUUGAGAUGAAAGGGAUUUAUAUAUUUUCUUUUGCUUUAAGGUUUUCAAUAUACACAAGAUAAUACAAAUUGUUGUUAUUUAUUCUAUUAUUAUGUUGGGUUAAUUUUGAAAAUUAAAACUGUUGCAAUGAUGACACAAACAGAAGAAGCCACUGAUGACAUUCCCUCAGAAACAGCCUGUUCUACAAAACCAGAGGGAUUCUGCACUGGGACUUGAUCAACAAAAGUAGCCAUUUCACGUUUUUGCUGAAUGUGCAUAUCUGGUGUAAUCUACAGUAGCGUUCUUUAUUUUUCAUUUGUACUCAUCAGUAAAACAUUUCCUGUUGAUAAGUUGUUGUUGUGGCCGUGCUUUACCGUAGUGAAGCCAUGAAACAGGUGUGGGGAGAACAGAUUCCAGGAAAACAACUGUGGUGCAACUGGUUAUGAAUGGAGGAACAUGAUAGCUGGUGAAACUUCAAGAGGAUUACUAAAUGUUUUGGCAAAAAGAUUUAUUCCUUUUUACACAUAGUGCAUCUAUAUACGAUUCUUUCAAAUUGAUAUUUAUUUUUUGCUGCUGAGCACCAAAUAUAUCAAUGGCCAUUACAGAUGACUACUUGGAAAGAUAGAUCUAAACUUUUCCGAGCCUUGCUGAUGAAAUAGAAAAGAUAUUUGAAGCAGUAAGAGGAAAGAUGUGAGGUCAGUCAGAUCAGGAUGCUCUCACUGAGUGGUGAGAUGAAUGGAUGGCCAAAUAUAUCAAUACUCUUCGUGAUUCAACUAAAGCCACUAAUCUUUCAUGCCUUCAAGUCAGACUGCCAGGAUAGAGAAGACUAGCUUCUCAAGUAUGUCCGCAGCUAAGCUCCCUUCUCAUUCUACUUUCGUCUUAAAAUGAACCCUGUGGAAAAAAAACAUCCCCCAAAUGUCUUCAGCUUUCGUUCACAAAGCUUAGAUUGUAUUUGUCUGACACUGUAAACCUGUCACUCAAUAAAAACAAACAUGUGUCCAUCUGAUGUAGCUGUGCAUUCAUUAGAGAACCGGUGCAAAUUGACUUUUACCAUCCCAAAUAACAGCCCCUGUUGGGAGUUUUCUAUGUUUUUUUUACAUGAGGUUUUGAUCCUGCUGUGUUCUGUUAACAGUACAAGAAUGAUAACUAAGGUUUUAGACUGGAAAAAAAUAUGUGAGAGUAUGAUGGUAUGAGUGAGACCAAGUUUGAAGUAUGGCUCGAGCAGCUUCUCUUAAGAUAUCCGUGCUGCAACACACAUAGGUCCUAAUUGAAUGAAAUUGCAUUACCACUGAUACAUUUAAAAACAGAAAUAGAUAUUUAAAUAUUGUUUAGGAAGAAGAAAAAACAAAAAUACAGACCUUUCAUGCCGUUACUGUUUUCAUAAAGUUACAGAGAACCACGUUAUUUACAGUUUUUUUUUAAGAGCAUUAUGCCCACAAACUCAUCACAAGUUCCAAAUUCAAAGUUUCACUUCAUUAGAAUAUUUAAUAUGAAUUUGUUUGAUAAUAUUUUUAAAAUAUAAAGAUAUAUAU